UGGUACCUGGGUGGCCAUAUCCCGCACGCUAUCAUGAGGGUUUCAGGCCAUAAAUGCUAAAAUAUCCAUGCGUAGGUUAGGACACAAAGAUGAAGUCCUCCACCGCUGUUUUUUGAAGCUGCCGGUUUGUCUGAGGUUGUCAUAAUUUCUGAUGAUAGUCGAUGCGUUUGGUCUAUCGCCACACAUCCAUGACUGAUAUAUGUAUAUUUAGGGCCUUCCUCUAGUUGCCGUUUGCAGAUCCCAAGGCAAGGAUCAUGUUUACCGUCUGCUCAUUAGAGAAAGACAUGGCGACUGGGACGAAACAAAAUGCACCUUUAAACCUUCGCACUGACGUUGUCAAUUCGCUUUUGUGGUGGUAUGUUUUGUGGCAAAAAAAAAAAAAAAAGACAUCCGUGCACUUUAACUACAAAAGACAACUGCUAUAACAGCUUGUUUCCAACUAAUACCAAACGCGACGUAUUACUUCGGCCGGCGCACAGCAGCUAAAGGCUCAACCAGACGUACGCGCUCCAAUGCGUCCGCACGCGCAGCGCCACGUCUGCGCGCGUACGGCGUCAGGCGCGGAGGCUGUUUCGCGUGUCGGCGCGCGGCGGCGUGGAGACCUACAACCGCUAGGAUUUUUUGCGCCCGCGCCGGAAGCUGCCGCUCGCGUCAGUAGCAUGACGCACGCACCUCACAUGACCACGGCGAGCCAACGUCACUUCCGGAACGACUCUUCGCGCGACGUUCAGGCAAGCCCGGGCAAGCUGCUUCAAUACCUCCUUGUUGGCUGUGCGCGUUGAGAUAGACGUUCUUCAUGGCAGGUGCGGAAAUCUUCAGCCGUGACGGCUGCAUUAACAAUGAAACUUUGAUCGCCGAAGUGCAACGUCGCCAACCAUUCGGGAUGGCCUCGCAUAAACAAGGACCGCAACCUCAAAGCGGCACUGUGGAACGAAGUGACGGCCUCCGUCCUGCCAGAUGUCAACAUCCAAGGUAAGCACGAGAUUGUGCAGCUUCCACGUGAAUAAUCGUUUACUAAGCAGUCUUGCAUUUCUAUAUGCAGUGGGACUGGAGUUGGUGCAAAAGAGGUAGAAAUCGCUGCGUGACAAAUUUCGCCGCAUUUUCAAUGACCGCAUGAAGUCACAAAAGAGAGGCGCCGGCGCCGAGGAUGUCGAGUCUGUCGACACUGCACGGCCAUUUUUUGAGCUGUUGCUGUUUUUAAAAGACACCAUGGUGACGAGACCCACUUCAGGCAAUUAUGUAGUGCCUGCAAGCCCAAGAGAGGUGAGCCAGCAGCUGGACACAAGUGAGCCACACAGUGCGAACCAACAGCACAGUAGUGCAGAAAAAAUUUUAAUGGGCAUUGCCCAGUUCGAAGACCAAGACUUGGAUGCACAAUCAGAUAUUUCUGAUCUGUCAGGCUUGGUGUCAGUGUCACAGGUCUCGUCAGCCUCGACGUCAUCCCCAGCGCCAGCAACGAUGGCAUCUAUGACAUCAGCUUCGACGUUGUCUACGGCACCAGCCUUGAUGUCAGCAGCACAAGGAGCGGCUGUCCCAAGUCAGCAGGGAGCUGCUAGCCAAAGACUGCAAAACAAAGAAGAGAAGGCCAAGUGAAGACGCUCUUGUGACUGAAAUGGGCGAACUGUCCAAAAUCCUACAGGCUUGCCCUUUAGAGGACGAGUAUUAUCACAUGGCCCUCAAAUAGCAAAAUUCUUGAGGAAAGUGCCGGAAGAACGGCAACUCGACUUUCAGAUUGAGUUGCUGCAAUUA
Molecule: messenger RNA, 1749 nt
Organism: Dermacentor andersoni
Lineage: Eukaryota; Metazoa; Arthropoda; Arachnida; Ixodida; Ixodidae
Source: RefSeq, a predicted model, not a curated record